Messenger RNA from Monosiga brevicollis MX1, 2106 nucleotides. RefSeq lists its product as uncharacterized. Lineage: Eukaryota; Choanoflagellata; Craspedida; Salpingoecidae. The transcript has a single exon. The coding region runs from base 1 to 2106 and encodes 701 amino acids. The record is from RefSeq and is a predicted model, not a curated record.
AUGACCAUGCCCUUGUGGGUGUUACUGGCCUCGCUGCUGUUGGUGGUAGGCAGAGGGGCCAGAGCGGAAAGUGUACAGCGAGGGUGUGGGGUGGAGCGUGUUCGCAUCUGUGGUGCGCACUGCGAGGCGGUCAGGUCGCUUCCGUGUGUGUUUGCAACCUGGUCCGACAUGCGCGCAGCUCUAGGACGCAAGCCUCUGCGCCACACGGUUAUUGAGUUUGGCCCUGGACUCCACUUUCUUAACAGCAGCAGUCUGGUACUGGGACUUGAUGAUGCCAACGUGAGCCUGGUGGGGGCAGGCCGGGAGGCUACUGUUGUCUCGGGUGGCGUGCUGCUAGACGAAUGGGUCGAUGCACCAGAGUGGCCCGGUUACUGGCAGGCCCGCCUCCCAGAUAAUGUUUCAUACGUACGUCAGCUCUUUGUAUACAACCAGACGAGAGCCGCAACACCUGGGCUUGCCUUUUCUCGUCGCUUCACCGCGCGGUCGGCUGAGAUGGUGUAUAACCACACGAACAUGAACGACCCCGAGCACUCCAUCGUGCUCUUUCCGGGCCAGUUCAAUGCUUCCUAUCACAAUCCCGGUGACGUGCUAGUCUCGAUCUAUCACUGUUGGACUCUGACGACGCAUCGAGUUCGUGCCUUUGAUCCCACCAACCUCACAUUGACUUUGCUUCAGGCUCCGCACGUGGAUAUUCCUCGCUGUGAGCAUGCGAGUGGAAAACGUUUCUAUGUUGAGGAUGCGCGCGAAUACCUGGCUCGCGUCCCCGGUCGUUUCUACGUCGAUCGUGAGGCGCGUAUGAUCUUGUAUCACCCUCUGCCUUUGGAAGCGUCGCAGCGCUCCAAGUUUCAAGCCGUGAUCGGUCAGAACAUCACCUUGUUGCGUGGGGCCGGUGCAAGCGGUGUGCGAAUAGCAAAUCUCAGCUUGAUGCAUGGACAAGUGGAUAUGCUGGGUUAUUUUGAAGGUGACUGCGACGCGCAGAGCGCCACUAAUCUCAAGAGCGCAGCCGUCGUAGUCAACAACGGCAGCGACUGGAACAUCACCAAUGUGGCCAUCGCCCACGUGGGAACUCAUGGACUCUGGCUCAACGCGAGCGUGAGCAACGUUCUCGUCCAGGGUCUUCAUACCUUUGACACGGCGGCAAGUGGUGUGCGCUUGGGUCACUAUUCGGCUCAUCCAGCAACGCGGGCCACGCAAGGAGUGAUUCUCGAGGAUUCCUUGCUAGAGACGGGGGGACAGGUUUAUGUCAUGGCCCCGGGCAUGUUGCUGGUGGCCUGCCGUGCGUGCCGGGUGGCUUACAACACAAUCCGAAACUUUUCCUAUUCUGGCAUUAGUACGGGAUAUGGGUUUAGCGAGGCGCCCGCCGACCUGGCUGACACGGUCCUGUACCGAAAUCAUCUGCACAGCCUGGGGCAGGGUGUUCUCAGCGACAUGGGGUGUGUUUACACCUGGGGUGGCGACCAAGCUGGACUUCGGGUGGAUGGCAACGUGUGUCACGACGUGGUCAACUUUGAUCCGGCCCUAGGUGGCUACGGUGGUUGGGGCAUUUAUACGGACCAGUCUUCUCGCAACGUGGUCAUUUGCAACAAUCUGGUGUACGAUACGGCGUCCAGCUGUGUGCACGAGCACGAAGCUACGGCGGUGUUGCUGUCCAACAAUAUACUGGUGCAAACAGGGCGGUGGGCUAACCCUGGCGCGGCUGCUUUGCGGGGUGCGCUCCCGGACCCCCGACGUGACAUCUGGGCCAACUUUACGCUUACCACCAACGUGCUAGUGUCCGAGGCUGGCAAUGCGAGCUCCUCAGGUCUCCUGUUUUAUGCUGCUGCGGACUGGGCCGUGGCGUACAACAGCAGUGCUUACGACUCCAACCUCUAUUUCGUGUCCGAGGCCAGUGGCCGUAACGCUUCAGCGCUUCGAGUGUUUCCAGGAGGGGUGACGUUGGCCACCUGGCAAGCUCAGGGUUACGACCGCCGUUCUCGUGAAGCUGAUCCUUUAUUUGCUGACCCAGCCGCCCGCAACUUUUCCUUGCUUCCGAACUCACCUGCGCUGGCACUCGGGUUCCAACCUGUGCCCUGGGAACUUGCUGGGUGCUCGUGGCCCUCUUGUUAA